Prorocentrum cordatum is the source of this 1237-nucleotide messenger RNA. NCBI's taxonomy places the organism in Eukaryota, Dinophyceae, Prorocentrales, Prorocentraceae. The record is from the annotation of a GenBank genome assembly.
UCUCGGCUCAAGGUCGCGUUCGCUGCUGCUCGAGGGCCGCGCAGGUAGACGGACAGCACCUCUGGCUGCUCGGCGUGACGCAUCAAGGGAUGCUCAGGCUGACGCUGGGACCGCUCUGUUUUGCCGCUCUGAGGGGCGCGGCAGCAGGCGAGUCCGACUUCGAUUACAAGCUGUCGGGCAAGCAUGGCGGUGGGCCGUGCGCCGGCCCGUCACGCUCCGAGGACAUCGGGGGCAUCGGACACUGCAGGAAAAGAUGCAACGAGGACCCUGGCUGCAAGUUCAUAAUCUUCGGGGACGACGCGUACCCCAAUUGCAUGCUGUUCGAGAAUUGCGACAAGCAGGUCGACGACAGCCGGAACUACACCGCCUUCCGGAAGGUGGAGAGCAGGACGUCCAAGGUCAAGACGACCACUGUCAAGACCACCACAGUCGAUCCAAGCGUCUCCAUGGUGUCCAGUUCUAUUCGCACCAAGGACCAGCCGAACGACGACAAGAAGGUGAACGACAUUCGCAAGAAGAGCAAGAAGAGCGAUAAGGAGGUGAUGGAUCUUAUCAAGGGCAUGUGCCCUGGCGAGAUCAACAUCGACGGGGACGGGCCCGUGCAGCUCAUCAACACGGUGUGGAACCUCGGCGACGACCACGCGGGCAAAGUGAAGGUGGACACGAAGGUUGGCAAAAACGGCGCCGUGGUGCCGUACAUGUCCGGCCGCACGUACUUCGCGGAGGCGUGCAAGCCGGGGGUGUACAACCACAACGAGUACGUCGCCAUGAACCUCCUGGGCAAGACUUUCAGCUACACCGUGGAUCUCACGGAUGCCGGCUGCGGCUGCAACGCGGCGCUCUACCUCACGAACCUCAGGCAGAACCCCAACGUGUCCGAGUGCCAGGACUACUAUUGCGACGCGAACAACGUCUGCGGCGUGUCCUGCGCCGAGGUUGACAUCAUGGAGGCGAACCAGCAUGCCUGGCACUCGACCCUGCACACCGCCACGGAUCGCGAUGGUGCCGCAGUGGGCUAUGGCGGCGGCGGGCCAGGCUGGAGCGGACCGCGCGACUGGGCCGAGAAGGACUACGGCCCCAAGGGCCGGUGCGUCGACACCGAGAAGACCUUCCGGGUCUCCGUCUCCUUCCCGGUGGACAGCAACGGCGUCCUGACAGCGAUGGACGUCAAGCUGGAGCAGAAGGGCAAGCGGCGGCCUCAGAGCUCCCGCCGGAGUGGGGGCCAGCCGCGCGGCGG